GUCGCCGGCGCGUUGUCUAUCGCGCGGGAUUGCGCUCGCGCCGGUCAUCGAAAUACUUGAAAACGGAUCGUAACAUUGAUUCAACAGCUGAUUGUUUGAGAUGCCGAUUUCUGGUAGUAUCGUGAGAACUGAGGAAUAUGAAGUGGCUGUAUCCAAUUAUGUUUUUAGUGGUCAUAGUUAUGGAGGUCAUUUGGACAGACCAUAUUGAAGUGGAUCCCAGGAAAUCAGCGGAUACCGAUGACACGAUUAAUAACUUUAGUUUGUUAAAUUUGGAUGAAAUACUCAGUGAUAGAGGAGGAGGUAAUGCAAAACCUUCGUAUUCAAGAUGGAGCAGCUGGGGUGCAUGCAAAUCACGACACAGGACGAGACGCAGACACUGCUUACGGCACAAAAUAUGCGGAGACAGCCUCAGAAUUGAAGUCGCUAGAUGUAAGCAGUCUCACGAUUCUUCUAAACCAAUUAAAAGAAACAAAACGACACAUGCCAAACCUCGUCAACGAAAUGUGCGAAUACACAUCUCCCAAAGGCGCCAGCUGGACAGUGAUGAUGUCCAGAAGAGAUUUCGAGGAUUUUCGCCCUGGAGCUCUUGGAGUACCUGCUCGAACAAAUGUACGACAGUUAGACGAAGGCAAUGUCAUAUCCGAAACAUAUGCGGUCGGAAAAUGAUAAGACAGUCAGCGUACUGUUACUUGGAAGGGAGCUACUGCCACAAGUGGAUUCGCAGCAGAAUGCAGAGGCGGAAGGACCCAGAGUACACACGAGACAUACAAGACGAAUGGAUGCCACCACCCGCACUGGCCAUUCACCCUGAAGAUUCCCAUACUACUCGCACGCAGGUGACAGAAUGUGGCAAGCUGGGUCGGUAUCGGUCCUAUGCAGCCCGCAAGCGUGCUCAUAUGCAGAGUAUGAUUCGCAUCAUUGGAGGCCGACCUGCACCGCCUGGUAAAUGGCCGUGGCAGGUUGCUGUUCUUAAUCAGUAUAAGGAAGCAUUUUGCGGAGGUACCUUAAUAUCUCUUCGAUGGGUGGUGACAGCAGCACACUGCGUUCGACGCAAGCUCUUUGUCCGGCUCGGAGAGCAUGACCUGCUGCUGAAGAACCGAGGAGAAGUGGAGAUGAAGGUCACGGAAGUUGUUAUCCAUCCCCGCUACGAUCCUGAUACUGUUAUAAACGACGUGGCUAUGCUAAGGUUGCCAGAACCAGCGCGUCCAGAAUUAGGACACGGCGUCGCGUGUCUGCCACGGCCGCAAGAAAAACUUGCGCCUCAUUCCACAUGUGUCAUUCUUGGAUGGGGCAAAAAGAGGCCCACGGAUAUUCAUGGCACGAGGAUACUUCAUGAAGCACAGGUCUCCACGGUGCAGCAGAGUGCGUGUCGCCGUUCCUAUUGGCAGUACGCAAUAACUGACAACAUGGUGUGCGCAGGGCGAGGGCGCAGGGACUCGUGCGCGGGCGAUUCUGGAGGACCGCUACUGUGUCGAGACCGGAACUUGCAGUAUUACUUACAGGGCAUUACCAGCUUCGGCGACGGGUGCGGCAAGAGAGGGAAAUAUGGAAUUUAUACACGAACCGCGGGAUAUGUGGAUUGGAUACAAGAUGUUAUGAAUAAGAAGUACUUUGAUUGACAUUUUUGUGGAAUACAUAUUGUAUAAUAAUAUGUAUUUCUAUUGUGUAUUACAAAGGGUCGCGUACUGUAUGGUCACACAAAAAAGAAUUCUAAUUAAUAUAUAAUUAAUUUGCAGUAGCUUC
Messenger RNA from Hyposmocoma kahamanoa, 1743 nucleotides. RefSeq names its product vitamin K-dependent protein C. Bases 138 to 1619 code for a protein of 493 amino acids. Gene Ontology annotation, molecular function: serine-type endopeptidase activity. Gene Ontology annotation, biological process: proteolysis. Lineage: Eukaryota; Metazoa; Arthropoda; Insecta; Lepidoptera; Cosmopterigidae. The transcript has 12 exons. The record is from RefSeq and is a predicted model, not a curated record.